Messenger RNA from Racocetra persica, 310 nucleotides. Lineage: Eukaryota; Fungi; Glomeromycota; Glomeromycetes; Diversisporales; Gigasporaceae. The record is from the annotation of a GenBank genome assembly.
CGUGAACCGUGUGAAUUCUUACAUGUCAAUGUAUGACAACAGUUAUGCGGCAUUGGGCAUUGGGCAUUUGGAUCUACUUACUAUAGCCCAAAUCGUUCCUACACUAAAAAGAAUUUUCCCUUACAAUGCUGAUCAAAAAGAAAUUUUACGCCUCUGCAAUAUUAACCCAAACAUAGAAAAUCCUAUACAAUUACGGAUGUCAUUUUUAUGUCAAAAUCCGCCCCGGCCCGGUCAGAAUCGACCGAAUUUUUAUCAAAUCUCUAAGCUUAAAUAUGCAAUAAUUGCAAAUUCACCUGCAAAUAUUCAAUAA